Nyctereutes procyonoides (raccoon dog) is the source of this 3446-nucleotide messenger RNA. RefSeq names its product delta like canonical Notch ligand 4 (gene DLL4). Gene Ontology annotation, molecular function: calcium ion binding. Bases 308 to 2365 code for a protein of 685 amino acids. The transcript is spliced from 11 exons. Gene Ontology annotation, cellular component: plasma membrane; protein-containing complex. Gene Ontology annotation, biological process: heterophilic cell-cell adhesion; establishment or maintenance of epithelial cell apical/basal polarity; cell communication. The record is from RefSeq and is a predicted model, not a curated record. Lineage: Eukaryota; Metazoa; Chordata; Mammalia; Carnivora; Canidae.
GCUGGGAACACGAGGCUAAGAGCCGCAGCUCAAGCCGCCUCAGUGCAGUGUACCGAGCACUGGCCCGCUUGCAGCCCCAGGAUUAGCCCGAGGACGCGUCCUCAGCGCGGCCGCCGCCCAGCCGGCCUCACCUGGAUUACCUACCGCCGCAGUUGGAGCAGAACGAGCGAGAAGGCGACGCGGGAGGAAAGCCCCAGAAGAGCCCGGCUUUGCAGGGACCCCUCCUGCGGACGGACGCGCGGGAAAGCGGCGUCCCGAACGAAGCCAGCUACAGGGCGGGCGCGGGGAGAGAGCGACGCUCCAGGGGAUGGCAGUCGCGUCCCGUAGCGCCUCUGGCUGGGCGCUACUGCUGCUGGUGGCACUGUGGCAGCAGCGCGCAGCCUGCUCCGGAGUCUUCCAGCUGCAGCUGCAGGAGUUUGCCAACGAGCGGGGCGUACUGGCCAGCGGGCGGCCGUGCGAACCCGGCUGCAGGACCUUCUUCCGCGUCUGCCUUAAGCACUUCCAGGCGGUCGUCUCGCCCGGGCGCUGCACCUUCGGAAGCGUCUCUACGCCCGUGUUAGGCACCAACUCUUUCGCCGUCGGGGACGACAGUAGCGGCGGGGGACGCAACCCUCUCCAACUGCCUUUCAAUUUCACCUGGCCGGGCACCUUCUCACUCAUCAUCGAAGCUUGGCACGCGCCAGGAGACGACCUGCGGCCAGAGGCCUUGCCACCAGACGCGCUCAUCAGCAAGAUCGCCAUCCAGGGCUCCCUAGCUGUGGGCAAGAACUGGUUACUGGAUGAGCAGACCAGCCCUCCCACGAGGCUGCGCUACUCUUACCGGGUCAUCUGCAGUGACAACUACUAUGGGGACAGCUGCUCACGCCUGUGCAAGAAGCGCAAUGACCACUUCGGCCACUACGUGUGCCAGCCAGAUGGCAGCCUGUCCUGCCUGCCCGGCUGGACUGGGGAGUACUGCGAAGAGCCUGUCUGUCUUUCUGGCUGUCAUGAACAGAAUGGCUACUGUAGCAAGCCAGCGGAGUGCAUCUGCCGCCCAGGCUGGCAGGGCCGCCUCUGCAACGAAUGCAUCCCCCACAAUGGCUGUCGCCAUGGCACCUGCAGCAUCCCUUGGCAGUGCACCUGUGAUGAGGGCUGGGGAGGCCUCUUCUGUGACCAGGAUCUCAACUAUUGCACCCACCACUCCCCGUGCAAGAAUGGGGCAACAUGUUCCAAUAGCGGGCAGCGGAGCUACACCUGCACCUGCCGACCAGGCUACACUGGCGUGGACUGUGAGCUGGAACUCAGCGAGUGUGACAGCAACCCCUGUCGCAAUGGAGGCAGCUGUAAGGACCAGGAGGAUGGCUACCGCUGCCUAUGUCCCCCAGGCUACUAUGGCCUACACUGUGAACACAGCACUUUGAGCUGUGCAGACUCCCCUUGCUUCAAUGGGGGUUCUUGCCGGGAGCGCAGCCAGGGGGCCAGCUAUGCCUGUGAAUGCCCCCCCAACUUCAUGGGCUCCAACUGUGAGAAGAAAGUAGACAGGUGUACCAGCAACCCGUGUGCCAAUGGGGGCCGGUGCCUGAGCCUCGGUCCUAACCGCAUGUGCCGCUGCCUUCCUGGAUUCACAGGCCCCCACUGUGAACUCCACAUCAGCGACUGUGCCCGCAGGCCUUGUGCCCACGGCGGCACUUGCCAUGACCUGGAGAAUGGCUUCGUGUGCACCUGCCCUGCUGGCUUUUCUGGCCGGCAAUGCGAGGUGCGGAUACUUCUCGACGCCUGUACCUCGGGACCCUGCUUCAAUGGGGCCACCUGCUACCCUGGCCUCUCCCCGGACAGCUUUGUCUGCAACUGUCCCUAUGGCUUUGUGGGCAGCCGCUGCGAGUUCCCUGUGAGCAUGCCACCCAGCUUCCCCUGGGUGGCUGUCUCCCUGGGUGUGGGACUGGUGGUGGUGCUGGUGUUGCUGGGCAUGGUGGCAGUGGCUGUGCGGCAGCUGCGGCUUCGGCGGCCUGACGAUGGUGGCAGGGAGGCCAUGAACAACUUGUCGGACUUCCAGAAGGACAACCUGAUCCCUGCCGCCCAGCUCAAGAACACAAACCAGAAGAAGGAGCUUGAAGUGGACUGUGGCCUGGAUAAGUCCAACUGUGGCAAACAGCAGAACCACACAUUGGACUAUAAUCUGGCCCCAGGGCCUCUGGGGCGAGGGACCAUGCUGGGGAAGUAUUCCCACAGUGAUAAGAGCUUAGGGGAGAAGGCACCGCUGCGGUUACACAGUGAAAAGCCAGAGUGUCGGAUAUCAGCGAUAUGCUCCCCCAGGGACUCCAUGUACCAGUCUGUGUGUUUGAUAUCAGAAGAGAGGAACGAAUGUGUCAUUGCCACAGAGGUAUAAGGCAGGAGCCUUCCCAGCACAUCCCAGCUUUGCCCUAGCAGCUGGAUCUUCCUUCUGCAUUGUUUACAUUGCAUCCUGGAUGGGACAUUUUUAAUAUGCAACGUGCUGCUCUCAGGAGGAAGAGGGAAUGGCAUGACCUGGACAGACUGUGAACUUGCCAAGAGAUGCAGUACCCUUCCACGCCUUUGGGUGUCUGUCUGGCAUCAGAUUGGCAGCCGUACCAGCCAGGGGAACAGAGAGGAGAGGUGCCACUGGGACCUGCCUUGCCAGCAGUGGCCUUCUGAGUGCCCCUCUGGGAUCUGGCUUCUUUUCCAGAGGGAGUGGCAGUGGCCCUGCAGGGCCUGGAGCUGCUGUGGCCUCCACUGGCAUCUGUGUUUCCAAAAGUGCCUUUGGCCCAGGCUCCAUGGCAACAGCUGGGUCUAAAUCAGAGAGGAGAGAGGAGGUCAGUGUGGGCAGGGCCAUCUGUGGGUCAAGAUACCAUUGAGGGUGGCUCUUGGCAGGAGUUGCCCUGCAGGUGAGGUGAGUGUCCAAAGCGGGAGGAGCACUUUCUGCCCUGUGCCUCUGACCACUGCCUGUGGGCCUUGCUCCUAACACCACUCCAGCUUCUCCCUGGCUGAGGCCCUCUGGGCAAGGCUGUUGGUAGGCCUUACUUGGCUUCCACAGCCUCUAGCCUUGGGUGCCUCUGGAUUUUGGUGAGCAAACAGGUGAAAGGCCCGCCCCAUUGGCCAGCCAAGAGAGCCAGGCCUAACGGGGAGCUCAGGGCAGUGAUGUUGGAAAUUCCAGUGAGGGAGAAACCAGGUGCUGUUGCCACCGUGGCCCUUUCCUCCCUCAAACCAGCCCUAUAGCCUUGAGCCUGGGGCUCUGCCCACACCCACUACUGCUCCCAGACCACCCUUGAAGCCGAUCUUCAGAAAUCAAUAAUAUGAGUUUUUAUUUUGUUUUUUUUUUGUAGUUUAUUUUGGAGUCUAGUAUUUCAAUAAUUUAAGAAUCAGAAGCACUGACCUUUCUACAUUUUAUAACAUUAUUUUGUAUAUAAUGUGUAUUUAUAAUAUGGAACAGAUGUGUACAGGAGUUUAUUACU